AUGCAGUCCAAUGCACGACGCGGCGGCCUCGUCUCUUCCGACAUCAAAUCGUCCAUCGCGCUACCCCGUCGCCGAAUCAAGGCCAUCGCCACCUGGCUUCUGAACCACCACCCUAUCCACAGCCAUCCCGUCACUCAAGCCCCAUCCGACCCAUCAUCCCCCAUCCGCAUCGUCUGCGUCUCCGACACGCACAACACGCAGCCCGCCCUGCCCCUCGGCGACAUCCUCGUCCACGCAGGCGACCUCACCGAGAAUGGCUCCUACGCCGAGCUCGGCGCGCAGCUCACCUGGCUCGCCGAGCAGCCUCACCCCCACAAGGUCAUCGUCGCCGGCAACCACGACGUCCUCCUCGAUGACGCGUUCCUCGCACGACAUCCCGCCCGCCGCUAUGGCGACACGCGCACCAAAGACGACCUUACGCUGGGCCCUCCCCUGACCUAUCUGCAGGACUUCCCAGCGAGCGUGAGCGUCACCGGCCGUGAUGGCGCCGAGAGGCGACUUGUCGUAUACGGCAGCCCCUGGACGCCGGCCUACGGCGUUUCCGCCUUCCAGCAUGCUCGCGAUGAAGACCCCUGGGAUGGCGUCGUUCCGGAAGGCGUCGAUGUGCUUCUCACCCAUGGGCCGCCUCGUGGACACCUCGACCGCCGUGACUUUCACGACGCUGGAUGUAGCUAUCUCGCGGCAGAGGUCUUCCGCGUGAGGCCGCGGCUGCACGUCUUCGGGCAUAUUCAUGCCGCGUGCGGCAGAGAGGAUCUCGUCCUAGACCGGGCGAGGAGGAUUCACGAUGAGGUUUACGCCGGCUGGGCAAGUUGGCCCGCCGUAGCUCUCCUAGCGGCGAAUGUGAUGUUCGCAAACAUACAGUGCCUGCUUCUUGGCAGGAAGAGAAUGCUGGCAAGAGAGCGCGUGACGACAUUUGUAAACGCCGCUGUCGUGGGUGGGCCACACAGCGAUCUGGUCAACGGGGCCGUCGUGGUAGAGCUUUGA
This is a messenger RNA of Purpureocillium lilacinum, 984 nucleotides long. RefSeq lists its product as uncharacterized. The record is from RefSeq and is a predicted model, not a curated record. Gene Ontology annotation, molecular function: hydrolase activity. NCBI's taxonomy places the organism in Eukaryota, Fungi, Ascomycota, Sordariomycetes, Hypocreales, Ophiocordycipitaceae.